Messenger RNA from Exophiala oligosperma, 1644 nucleotides. RefSeq lists its product as uncharacterized. The coding region runs from base 214 to 1527 and encodes 437 amino acids. Gene Ontology annotation, molecular function: zinc ion binding. NCBI's taxonomy places the organism in Eukaryota, Fungi, Ascomycota, Eurotiomycetes, Chaetothyriales, Herpotrichiellaceae. The transcript has a single exon. The record is from RefSeq and is a predicted model, not a curated record.
CCUAACUCUGUGCUCCCUACAGACACGAGACCACUCCAACGUGUUCGUGUCGACACGACUUCAGCAAGUGAGGCUUUCUCAUCGGCCAUGCGAUUUCCUACGGACUAGUACUCCCAUCUUGUUCUACGGUCCUUCACAGAUACAGCCAGCCUCUAUUUAGACUGCCAUCUCCGAUCUCUCCACCCUCCAUAACACUCCGAAUUGGACUACAAGAUGGACUCCGAGGAUGGAUCUGAUGGUAUCUUAGUGAAUGAACCACAACACCCAUCUCCUCCGCAUGAUCUCGAAGCCGCUAUUGAAACCGAAACACGGCCUCCUCCCCUCUCACGCUCCUCCACGUAUGGCAAGAAAUGCUGGAUAUGUAUGAGUGAUGCAUCCGAAGAUGAUCCCAACAACCCACCUGUGUGGCGGUCGCCGUGUAAAUGCAGCCUUACAGCACACGAGUCUUGUCUGUUGGAUUGGGUAGCAGAGUUGGAACACCCCAAGAAUAACAAGAAAAAGAAAUCUCAGAUCCAGUGUCCAAGUUGCAAGAGUGAGAUCAAGAUCUCAAGACCGAGGAGCUUCGUUGUGGAUGGUUAUCGAUCAUUAGAUCGCGCCCUAGGGAAACUCGUCUUGCCAGGCCUUGGGCUCGGGGCUCUAGGUAUGGUGACAACCGCCUUUUGGGUUCAUGGCUUCGAAUCAGUCUAUCUGGUCUUCGGCUACGAAGAUGCAAUUCAAAUCUUUCAACGCGCAUCGAGAAAACCCAGUCGAGUCUUUGCUUAUGCUCUGAUACCCAUCAACCUCAUCUUCUCCCGAACCCAGUAUGCCGACUUUGUGCUUCCGGGAGGCACACUAUUUCUCCUUUCCACUCAACUAAGCGACAGAUUCGAAAUUGACAUGACAGUCUGGCCGCCGCGACCAAGCACUGUUUUUGCAUGCUUACCCGCAAUGAGGUCGAUGUAUGGGUGGUUAUACCACAAGACCUUCUGUAAUCUGAACAAGAAAUGGCUGGAGGAGAUUCGUCCCAGAUAUGGACAGCAAGAGGAAGAAGCACAAGGCGACGACGAAAUGGCCCCACAGAGAGGAGGCAUUGUUGUUAAUGACGAUGAUAAUGGAAACGAUCUUGGAGAUGGAAUGCAAGAAAUGGCCGAGGAGGGAGAGGUCGUUCUCGAAGUGCAAAUAGGGCCGGAGAACCAGCAGGGAAACAAUGUUCACCACAUCCUCGGAGAGCGUGGAGAUCAAUGGAUCGAUGGCACGUCCUCAAUCGGCCAGACGGUAAUGGGUGCACUGGCCUUUCCAGCUGUGGCGGCCAGCAUGGGUUCGCUGCUGAAAUUUGCUCUUCCAACAUCGUGGCUGAGCAGUGCCAAUACCUUAAAUGGACGAUCCGGACUGCUUCGCACCAAAUGGGGUAGAAGCGUCCUUGGAGGAUGUUUGUUUGUUGUUCUCAAAGACGCCUUGAUCUUAUACUGCAGAUGGAGGCUGGCGCAAAGUCACAAGUCAAGACGCAUCAUGAACUAUGACAAGAAGACUCAAAAAUACUCAAUAUGAGAAGACAGUGGUGGGGGAUAUCACAGGGUUUAUGGCCAUGCGGGAGGAGAAGAUGCAAGGUAGUCUUCAGUCCAUGAUAGAUACCCAUUAAUGAUAUUUUAAUCGCUUGAUACCUCC